UAUAUUUUUUUUUUACAGAUAGGAGUGAUUUUGUAGGUGGUAUUGACAACGAAGCAUUGGAUUUCAGUCAUUUGACUGACGAGUUCAUUCAAAAUAAUAAUACAGAAGCCAAUCAAUUCUUUCAUGAAACCGUCGACCAAAACGAUCACGUGAUGGUUCGAAUAAACACACCAUAUCAACAAGAACCACCUCAGCUUUUCUUGAAAAGCGCAUCGAUACCGCCGAUCGCCGACUUGUCAUUCCACAGUAAUACUGUUUUGUCCAAUGCCAGUUUGCCUAGUAAGCCUGUCAAGGAUAAGUCACACAACUACACCAACAGGCACAACUUACCAGAAAGUCCGCCAGACUCCGAGCCACCAUAUUCGCCGGCCGAUGGCGUUGGCCAAUCUCCACAUCGAAGAACGCCUAAUUUGCAAUGUCUCAUAUCGGCCAACAAGGGCCAAAUACCAAUGAACCCCGUAACUACUGGGCUCUAUCAGAAACAACCCGUAACCACUAAAAUUCCACACCCGUUGUCCGUCCAACCUUUGUUGAUAAACCAACCUGGAUCGUCGUCUCACGUCACACAUUUAGAUUUUAAUCAAAUGCCACCUAACGCGAGGGAAAUCGAAAUACCCGAACCCGAAUACACGGACUUGUUGAACGUAGCUGUGACGGAAAAGAAGCGAAAACUUUGUGCGGACAUUAUUGGAGGAAGUACCGGUGGUAGCAACGUCCGUGUCAAAAAAGAAACCGAAAAUUGCGUGAAAAAACCCAUAACUCACGUGUCACCGUCGGGAAGAUCGGUCUGUAGUGAAGACAGCUACACGUACCAGGAUAGCUGCGAGUCGGGUUUGUAUAACGACACGAGUUUUCAGUGUAUCCGUUUCCAACCAUUCCAAGAAUCGUCAUGGAACACUCUGUGCGAUCAUUCUUUAAAGGAACUGCCAAUACCACAUUAUAGAGUGGAUGCAGAUAAAGGCUUUAAUUUUUCCAACGUCGACGACGCAUUUGUGUGUCAAAAGAAAAAUCAUUUUCAGAUCACAUGUCAUACACAACUGCAAGGUGAUGCACAGUUCGUAAGAACCACUGAAGGAAUUCAUAAAGUUGGCAGUUUCCAUUUACACUUUUACGGUGUUAAGGUGGAAUCGCCUGGUCAAACAAUUAAAGUAGAGCAGUCUCAGAGUGACAGAAGCAAAAAAGCGUUUCACCCAGUCUUGCUAGACUUGCGCGAAGAACAAGUGUCCAAGGUGACGGUGGGCCGAUUGCAUUUCAGCGAGACCACUUGCAACAACAUGAGGAAAAAAGGAAAACCGAACCCGGACCAGAGGUACUUUUACCUGGUGGUGGGCCUGCACGCGCACUGUAUCAACGACCACGACUAUCCGAUCGUCUCGUACGCGUCCGAGCGGAUAAUUGUCAGGGCUUCGAAUCCGGGCCAGUUCGAGAGCGAUGCGGAACUGUGCUGGCAACGGGGCACCACGCCAGAGUCGAUUGUCCACACUGGCAAGGUGGGCAUCAACACGGACCGGCCGGAUGAGGCGCUGGUCGUCCAUGGAAACGUCAAGCUCACGGGACACAUAAUUCAACCGUCGGAUAUUAGGAUCAAACAACACAUACAAAAAUGCGACACAAGUGAGCAGCUGCGCAACGUGCAGAAAAUAAACGUAGUUCAUUUUAGCUACAAACCGGAAUUUUCGUCGUUGUUCGGGUUGUCUCUAAAGGAAGCUGACACCGGGAUCAUAGCACAGGAGGUGCAAGCCGUCUUGCCAGAAGCCGUCACCAACGCCGGUGGCAUAGCGCUGCCCAACGGAAUUGUGUACGACGACUUUUUGGUCGUGAACAAAGAUCGGAUCUUCAUGGAAAAUGUUGGAGCUGUAAAAGAACUGAGCAAGAUCACCACCCAUUUGGAAGCUAGAAUAAGCGAGCUCGAACAGGACCACAAGCGUUGUUUACUGUUAGCAGACAAUCAUCCUGGUAUAGCGCUAUCGGAUUUAACCACCACGACCUAUUCUAGCAAGCACAACGAUUACGAUUUCAGUGUCGAAAAACGUAAACUGUUAAAGCCAACGAGUUCGAGUGAUGUCAACUGUGGGAAAUUUGUGCAAAUCUCCAUUAUCUCUCUUACUGUGGUUAUCGCGAGUUGCUUGGUUUUCAUAACUGGACUAUUUUUUAUGGAACACCAUUACAGAAAUCAACUCACAUUCACAAGCGAACACGAGCUUAUCGUCAAACCGUUAAAUAUAAAUGCAAUUCAGGCCCACGAGAGUGUUGUUCAGCCGAAGGACACCGGUCAAUUACCGUUGGAAAUAGACGGGUUUUUCGACAAAGACAAACAUUUGACCUGCAUGCGGCUUAAUCGACUUGUAACCAACAGCAGGAGUUGUGAAUACGACAAGAUCAAAACGAAAAUUAAUAAAAUCACCGAUAAAAAAAAGGAAGAGAGCAAAAAUGACGAAGAGUUCAUUAGUUUUAUCGUCAAAAUCGACCGUGUAAUUGACAUCGUGUACAAGGACGUAACGAUCGGCGUGUAUGGCAGUUACAGCAACUUUACGACGGAAGCCAACAUGACGGACGAAUGUGGCCGGUCGGAACUUCUCCAACAAUGUAGCGACAAGUCGCUGUUCGUGUACGGGUUCCAACUUCCGGUCACCAAACAACUUACCGACUAUUUUAUAAGCGUAUCUUAUCGCAUAAGCAAAGGCAGCCUGAACAGUUGUCCGACCAGCAUGUCCGUGUCGACGACUUGUCCGUCGGACCCGUACACCAGUCUGUGGGCGCUGAACGGCACUCGGCGGAAUCCGUCAGAAACAUCAUACGAUUGGCAGACCGACAAGUAUUCAGUUUCUGAAGACUCGGAAUCGGUCACCGUAAUCGUCCGGUACAAGCCGUGGUCGUACGAAAAGUUGAAGGGGUCAUGCAGGUCACCGGAAGACAAACGGACCUUGGCCAUCGUCGAGUACACCAUCUCUCUGCACAAGGAUUUCAGCGAGAUCUUGUAAACCAUUAUUAACAUAAUGAUAUAUUAUAAUGUACCUACCCAAUAAAUCUGCGAACAUGGCGAUGGAGUGAUCGAAGACGAGACGGAAAUAAUUUGCGAAGCAGUUUAAUCCGUGGUCGUGCCUGCGCGGGAUGUUGGGAAACUAUUAUAAAUAUUGCAGUCUAUAUAAUUUUUGAAUUUUAAUUCUUCGUUUUUAUUCUAUUCGGUAUCGACCGCGAUUCUUUGAACCAUAGAUUUAAGUAUUCGUUUUAUCCAUUAUUGUAACUAUUUAAAAAAAAAAAUGUUUGGUCAACGGCGCCGUGUAAAUUUGAUCGAUUUUGUGAUUUUGUUGCACUUGUCGGACACAUUGCACGUCGGUCUAUUUACCUUCACACAUUGUACCUUUUGCUCACCUUAGUGGUUUAAAAUUAUAUAUUAUUAAAUAAGGUGCCUAACGUAACACGCACCCUUUUUUCGUCUUAACAGUGUUAUUAUACAUUAAAAUACAUUUUAAAAAUAACAAUGAUAGCUAUUUACUCAGUAUAUUUAUUCGAGCAUAUUAUAAUAAUAUGUAUAAUAUAGAUGGCGUGUUUCUUUUAAUCGAUAGAGUUCGCACAAAAUAAUGGCCAUAUAGGUACAAAAAAUAUUGAUUUUGUUAUUUAUCUUUUACUAUAAUAUAUUAUAUUAUAUAAUAAAUAUAAAAUACAGUUUGACAAAACGAACAUUGAUAAAUCGUGUGUUGUAGCGAAGGAGGCGUUUAUCUACAAUUAUUAUUAUUAUAGUAUAUUAAAAUAAAUUUAUUAUUAUUAUGUUUA
This is a messenger RNA of Acyrthosiphon pisum (pea aphid), 3774 nucleotides long. Its product is annotated as myelin regulatory factor. The coding region runs from base 153 to 2981 and encodes 942 amino acids. Gene Ontology annotation, molecular function: sequence-specific DNA binding; DNA-binding transcription factor activity. Gene Ontology annotation, cellular component: nucleus; endoplasmic reticulum membrane. The record is from RefSeq and is a predicted model, not a curated record. The transcript has 19 exons. NCBI's taxonomy places the organism in Eukaryota, Metazoa, Arthropoda, Insecta, Hemiptera, Aphididae. Gene Ontology annotation, biological process: positive regulation of DNA-templated transcription; protein autoprocessing.